Molecule: messenger RNA, 903 nt
Organism: Suillus subalutaceus
Lineage: Eukaryota; Fungi; Basidiomycota; Agaricomycetes; Boletales; Suillaceae
Exons: 3
Coding region: 1-903 (300 amino acids)
Source: RefSeq, a predicted model, not a curated record
AUGCGAGAAGAACAUGUCAAUAUUAGGGCGGCCGGUACCACGGACGCCAACGGGAAGAAGCUUGCCAUUAAAUAUUCGUGGACUGUCACACAAUCGACGGUGCCUCGGAUGAGACGUUGGUGGAAUGUCAAGCAAUCACUGCAGAAAAACGCAGAUUACGUCCGGGACGCAUCUGGCACGAAUCUAGACAUUCGCGCCACAUUCUUACCGAAGUCUUUGCAUCAGUCAAAUGACGAUCCGGACAUAGAGCUUGUGAGCUCCCCAAUCAAAAAAGCCAAGGCAUCGAAGAAGAAAAAGAUCAAGAUUGUCGAGUCCGACGUGUCUGUCAUGCACCUAUACACAGAUGCCGAACAUAAACCUGCGAAGGGAAAAGGUGGUGUGAAAGUUGAUCCUCUGAUGGAUCUUCUCUCUGUCAACACGUACCUCAAAAGUAAUCCCAAGAAGAUGAUUGCUCGGUGUGCUGGGGCUGAAUAUGGAUGUGCCACUACCUGGGCUGCACCUUGCUGGAAGACCCGAGUAUUCGGACAUGCAUUGCAAUGCGAAAAACUGGACAAAAUCGAUUUAACACUACGGGAUCGUGUCGACAAUGACGACCGUGAAACUUCUGACGUGGAUGAUGACUUCGCAGACGAACUUGAAGCAGAAACACUCGAUGGGGAUGACAACGAAUCAGACUCAAAUGUCACUGCUGACCCCGAGGAUAUAGCAGAAGAUGGCUCAAGUAAAGUUGAUUCUUUCGACAGUGAAAAUUUCGAUGCUGCCAGUAUCAUCAAUCUCAAUUCCAGGAAACUAGUCGACGUGCUGGCUGAUAAAGAUUUGGCACCUGCAGCGCCGAGAAGCACUGUCGUUCUUCCACCGGCAAGCACCAUUGUGCAAGAGAGGGUCUUGACAGAGGCAUAUUGA